Diabrotica virgifera virgifera (western corn rootworm) is the source of this 774-nucleotide messenger RNA. RefSeq lists its product as uncharacterized. The transcript has 2 exons. The record is from RefSeq and is a predicted model, not a curated record. Bases 1 to 774 code for a protein of 257 amino acids. NCBI's taxonomy places the organism in Eukaryota, Metazoa, Arthropoda, Insecta, Coleoptera, Chrysomelidae.
AUGAUGCAUGACUUAACCACAGAAACAAAAAAUUUAACAACGGAAGUAAAAGAGAUAAAGAAUGAACAGAGAAAGUACUGGGAGGAAUUAAACGACCUGAAAACAGAAUUGGAGAAAGUUAAACAAGAAAACCAAACUAAACACAAGGAGAAGGAAGAAAUGAAAAAAGAACUAAACGAUAUGAAAAUACGUGUACAAAGACUAGAAAAGGAAAGGAAAGUAAAUAAUGUUGUAAUACAAGGCUUGCCAAUAGAUACAAUCGAUAGAAAUGCACUGAAACAAACAGUAGGAAACUUCAUGGAAAAAGAAAUGAAUAUCAAUGUUCAAAUCGAAGAAGUUAUCAAACUGGGAGAAAAAACAUGUUUGGUCAAACUACAGAACAAGUUUGAAAAAGAAAAGAUCAUGCAAAAUAAAGCUAAACUAAAACACAUAAAAGGCAAUAAAGCCCAUGUCUCCAAAGAUGGAAAAGUUAGAUGGCGAUGCAUCAAAAAAGAGUGUCAACAAAAGGUGUACACAAAGGAAGGUGAUGAAAAUUACGUUAUUCUUAAAAAAGCAUCGGUGGAGCAUAAUUAUGCUCCAGAUAUCCACGUUGAUUGGCAAAUUUUUAGUAAUUCUGCAAAGAGGAAAGCUGUAGAAGAUAUAUGUGAAAGACCUUUAAAGAUUGUCCACAAGGAAUUGAGAAAAGAAAAUUUCAGCAAUUUACCGCUGACGACGAAAGACAUUCCUUGCGUUCGAAGAAAUAUCUAUGCUGCAAGACGAAAAUCCACACCAUAA